Molecule: messenger RNA, 11880 nt
Organism: Rhincodon typus (whale shark)
Lineage: Eukaryota; Metazoa; Chordata; Chondrichthyes; Orectolobiformes; Rhincodontidae
Gene: kmt2e
Product: lysine (K)-specific methyltransferase 2E
Exons: 26
Coding region: 410-6433 (2007 amino acids)
Molecular function (GO): protein binding
Source: RefSeq, a predicted model, not a curated record
AGGACGACGUUCCGUAGCCGCCAUUUUCCAAAGAAGGGGAGUAAAUGGUAUACAGAUAGCAACAGAUCCCACAGAGACUAACCAAAAAAAACUAAAGAAAUCUUACUGUGGGAUUAAAUCUCCUGUACGGGUUACUCCUCUGUUUGAUGUUGCUAAAAGAAGACAUUCGAGUUUAAAUUACAGUGCCAGUGUUGUUGGCUGAUCACAAUAUAUAGGAGUAUUUGUAUUUACGUUGUGGUGGAGAUUAUAUUGCAUUGUUUUGGUUUGACAAAACGAGUUUAACGGAGUCUUUUCAUCGGCUUGGUGGACUCUUCAGGCUUUGUGAAUGCACUUAGAUGUUUGCAAUGAGCACUGUGGCUGGCAUGCCCCAGUGUUUUGGAUGCCAAUGUAUAGGACUCCAUAGAAGUCGAUGUUAUCAGCAGCGAACGUCAUGAGCAUUGUGAUCCCAAUUGGGUUCGACACAACGGAGACUUCAUAUUUGGAAAUGGCUGCAGGCUCAGAACCAGAAUCUGUAGAAGCAAGCCCUGUGGUGGUAGAGAAGUCAAACAGUUAUCCACACCAGUUAUAUACCAGCAGUUCUCAUCAUUCACACAGUUACAUUGGUUUGCCUUAUGCAGACCACAAUUAUGGUGCUCGUCCUCCACCAACACCCCCAGCUUCCCCUCCUCCAACUGUAGUAAUAGGCAAAAAUGAGGUGAGCAUAUUCACCACUGCUAAUUUUGAUGAGACUUCCAGUGCCACGACAAUCAGCACUUCUGAGGAUGGAAGCUAUGGCACAGAUGUUACUAGGUGCAUCUGUGGAUUUACCCAUGAUGAUGGAUACAUGAUCUGUUGUGAUAAAUGCAGUGUUUGGCAGCAUAUAGAUUGUAUGGGUAUCGAUAGACAGCAUAUUCCGGAAACUUACCUUUGUGAUCGUUGUCAGCCUCGGUGCUUGGAUAGAGACAGAGCUGUGUUACUACAAACAAAGAAAAGGGAAAAUAUGUCAGAUGGAGACACCAGUGCAACAGAAAGUGGAGAUGAGGUACCUGUGGAGCUAUAUACUGCCUUUCAGCAGACCCCUACGACGAUCACAUUGACUGCCACUAGGGUAACAAAGGUAAAUGAGAAAAAGCGAAAGAAAAGUGGAGAAAAGGAACAGUUUGCAACAAAAUCUAGAAAGCCUUUCCGAGAAGGAUCUAGAAAAUCUUCAAGAGUAAAGCAAUGUUCAGUAUCAGAAGCCGAUGUUGUUGAUAAUGUCAGUUUUGUGUGGGAAAACAAAAUCAAAACCUGGAUGGAUCGCUAUGAGGAAGCAGAUGGGAAUCAAUAUAGUGAAGAUAUCCAAAAUAUUCUUGAGGCACAUCGACUAGCAGUAGAGAUAACUGAUGGACAUGAAAAAAUGGAAGUGGUCAGUAGAUCAGACCAAAACGCCAACCUUGCAGUCUUUAAGCCUCCAAUAGAGAGUCAAAUGCAGAAAAAUAAAAGAAUAUUGAAAGCUGCCAAAGAUUUGCUUCCUGAUACUUUUAUUAUUGAAUAUCGAGGAAAGUUUAUGUUACGGGAACAAUUUGAAGCCAAUGGGCAUUUCUUCAAAAGGCCUUAUCCCUUUGUGUUAUUUUAUUCAAACUUUCGUGGACUAGAAAUGUGCGUCGAUGCGAGAACAUUUGGAAAUGAAGCACGAUUCAUCAGGCGGUCUUGUAUACCAAAUUCAGAGGUUCGACAUGUUAUUGAAGAUGGUAUGAUUCACCUUCAUAUCUGCUCCAUGAGAAGCAUUCCAAAGGGAGCUGAAAUUACGAUUGGAUUUGACUUUGAUUAUGGGAACUGCAAAUACAAAGUAGAUUGUGCGUGUCUAAAGGGGAAUCCAGAUUGUCCAGUCCUCAAACAAAACUUGGAGCCAACCGAAAACCUCAGCACUGGCUAUGAAACGAGAAGGAGAAAAGGAAAGAAAGAGAAGGACAGCUUGAAAGAUAAAGAUGCUCAAAAUCAAAAUGCCACUUCUGAUACUGAAGGAACAGCCACCAAAACGAAAACUUUGGAUAACAAACAGAGAAAACUGUCUCCUCUCAGGGUGUCUCUGUCUAACAACCAGGAGCCAGAUAUAAUUGAGGAAAUAGAAGAAAAACCUCCAGUUAGCAAUGAAGUAGAGAUGGAGUCUGAGGAGCAGAUUGCAGAGAGAAAAAGAAAGAUGACCAGAGAAGAACGAAAAAUGGAAGCUAUUAUGCAAGCAUUUGCAAAGAUGGAGAAGAGGGAGAAAAGAAGGGAACAGGCUUUAGAACGGAUCAGCACAGCAAAAGAUGUCAAAGUGGACAACAAAGAAAGCCAAGCAGUUACUGUCACAGAUCCCACACAGGACUCGGUCAAGGAAGACGUUUUAAGCAAACCUAAUCCUGCCAGGGUAAACAGAGCAAAACAGAGGAAAAGCUUCUCUCGCAGUAGAACUCACAUAGGACAGCAACGUCGAAGGCACAGAACUGUCAGUACAUGCUCGGAUGUUCCUCCAUCUUCUCCAGAAGUCGAUAUCUCCAGUAACCAACAGAAUGAAGUUGAAAGUUCUUUUCCUGAAACAACACCCAGAUCAUGUGAUACUAACAUGGAAGAAGAGGCAAUUGAAGUAGAACCAUCAACAACAGCAGAAACCACCACAGUAACAACAGACGAAGCAGCAGGAACACCAUCACCAACUAGUAACAAAACAACAACAAAGUACCCCAAGACAAAAAAGCACUUGGUCAGUGAAUGGUUGAAUGAGAAGGCUGUUAAACUAACAGACAACCCUUUAGAUAGACCUCUGCGGAUAACAACAGACCCUGAGGUUUUAGCUACGCAGUUGAAUUCAUUGCCUGGCCUUACACACAGUCCCCAUAUUUAUACAACUCCUAAGCACUAUAUUCGCUUCUGCUCCCCAUUCUUGUCAGAAAGAAGAAGACGGAAAGAACCUUUAGAACCAAAGGUUGGAUCCUGUAAAAAGCGUUGGUUAAAGCAGGCCUUGGAGGAUGAAACUUCUUCAACAGUUGCUGAUGCCUUUGACUCCACGUCUUAUGAUGGCUCUCUAAGUCCAGCAAUGAGUGGAGAAACAAACAGCCCAAGCACAACUGUACUUGGUGGGAAUUGCUGUUUAACAGAAUUAAUUACCCCUUUGAAGAAGAGGAGAUUGCGCCACCUAACAGAUUCUGGGUUACUUGAACCUUCCACUCCAAACCCAUCCCCACAGACAACUCCCCCAUUUGUUGAAAUCACAGCCUCAGAUCCUUCUAUGUGCAGUACUCCAACAAAAGGAAAAAUGGAGGAUGAAUCCUGUAGAAAUGGCUACAAGCCUGUUUAUUCACCUGUGACACCUGUAACACCCAACCUUCAAGGAAAUUCCCUGCAAUUUGAGAACAUUUCAUCGCCUGAAAGUUCCCCAGAAGUUCAGCGAAGAACAUACAUUCAUGAGACAUCCGACAGGAUAUCCUCCCUCUUAGCACUGAAUUCUUUAAGGAGCUCCAGCCUAACAGAAAUGGGACUGCAUGAUACAAAGACUAUAGGAGAUGUUAGCCCAAGGAGCAGGCCCGAAAUUAGCCAGUGCAUCAGUGGCAUUGAAUCUGUAUCAGAACUCCAUACAGGACAUGAGGCAUGUGAACAGCAUGCGCGGCACAAAGAUUUAGAUUGCCCUAUUCACCAUGAUCGGACUGAUACAAACAGCCAAUCAGAACCAAUUUACAGUGGAAUGGGCAAUGUUUACUCCUCAUGGAUGAAAAGCCCAGAACGACCCAGCUUAAAUUUCUCACCCUUGAAUUCCAAUCUUCGGGAUCUGACGCCUUCGCAUCAGUUGGAGGUAGGAGGUGGCUUCAGAACAAGCGAGUCAAAAAUGCUUCAAGAGGACAACAGAUUGUCAUUUCCAGAAGGAGUUGGUUAUUACUGCCCUGAUGACGGCAUGAUCAACUUUGGCAAGGGGAUUAAUGGAGACAGUAUGACAGAGGGAAGCUGUAUUCCGCAAAAUCCACCUCAAAAGAAGAAAGUGUCUUUAUUGGAAUAUCGUAAAAGGCAGCGUGAAGCAAGACAAAGUGGUUCCAAAUCAGAGAGCUUCUCUCCAGUUGCCACAUCGCUAUAUAGUGUUGUUGGUGUUAGUGGGGCCAGUAACAAUGACAAUGGCAGUAGUAGCAGCAGUAUAACUGCUAGUGGAGAGCAAGGAGGAAGCAUCACUAGUCAGUCGUCAUGUUUGCUUGCUACGGUGGAGUCUGCUGGUCUCAUUGAAAGUGGCAACAAAUCUCCAGUCAAACAGACACCUUCAACAGAAAAAAAAUUAGAUGAUGCAGAUGUUCAGUGGACUGCUUCAACCUCAGUAGAGAAAGUAAGAGAAAGAAGCUAUCAAAGAGCUUUACUUUUGAGUGAUCAUAGAAAAGAAAAAGAAGGUGGAAUGAUUUCACCCACCCAUAGCCCAACAUCAACUCAUUGGCCACAGUGUCAUCUCCAAACUCCAUCUUCAUCCCACUGUUCAAAAACCAUUCCACGCCUUCAGCUGAAGAUCCCAGCUAACUCUCCUAGUGAACCUAACCUAGAAAUUUCAGAUGCAGAAAACGCAGAACAAGUUCCUGAAAAGGAGUGUCCAUCUCCAGUGAGUUCACAAAAGCAUAAUGUAAGCCCAUCAAAAUUAAACAAGCCAGCACAAAUGCCUUCUCCGCCAUCUCCUGCAUUUUCAUCCCAGUCCCAGGUAAAGUUGCAGGCGAAGUCUCAACCUUUGCUACAGUCUCAUCCUCCCCAAUUAGAAAUUACAAACAAUACAACUGAGACUUCUAAUCAAAGUCAAACUAAAUCUGAGACACAGCAGAAACUGCAUUUUCAGUUUGAUUCCCAGCCAAUAUCAAAAACUACUGUUAAUGGCCAGUCUGGAAAUCCACAUUAUUUAAAACAUCCGUGUCCAUCACAGUCUCAGAGUUUAGUAAAACCAUCAAAUUGUCAACCAACUCAGCAUCCAUUGAAUACUCAGUGUCCUGUGCUCUCUCAACAUACUGAGCAUCAGCUUAAAUCUUCAGCUCCUCAUACAUCUGGACAGGCCAACUAUCUUCCAUCAAGUUCUCAACCACAGCCUCAAAUGCACUUACAUUCACCAAAGUCUCAGCCACAGCAACUGGGAUCACCGUAUAGGACAAUUCAUUCACAGUCGCCUCAAGUAGGAACAGUGCAGGCAGCAUCACACAGAGGAUCUUUUUUAACCCCUGUCACUGUGGGACAAGUGUACUAUCAGACAGCACAGCCUGGGAGUUUAGCACAACAGCAGCAGACGAGUGCAACUUUUUAUCCUUCAUCGACAGCACCAUCAGGUCAUCAGCCUAGUUUGAAUCAGUUCAACCAGCAACAUUCAAGCAGCAGUGUGCCCCCACCACCGCCACCACCACCACCACCUCCACCACCGCCACCUACCUAUUAUCAAAACCAGCAACCUUCUGGGAACUUUCAAAGUUUCAAUCAGCCAAGAACAAACGUUCCCCAACAGGGAACAUUCUCUCCUGUACCAAGUCCAACACAGAACUUGCCUGGAACGUGUUUGCUUCAACCUUCUCCUGGAUCCAUUAUACACCAAGGUCCCCCAAAGUCUCCAAGUUCUGCUUUAUUGCACACUUCAGGGUCACUAACAGCUGCAACUGCCUCUGCACAUCAUGCAUCUUCGACGGGGCAGUAUCUGACACCUCCGAGUUCUGGCCUGCAUCACUCUUCCUCAGCAUCUGUAACGCAACCACCACCGCCACCUCCAGUUUCUCAGUCACCCGGAUCAGGACCGCACCUCGUGCCUCUUCCAGGCCCACAUCACCCUCCAACUCAAGGACAGGGCCCACACCCACCACCAUUGUCACAUGUAACUAGUCCGGUUCAUCCAAUACCGCCAACCCAGGGGACACUACUACAUGCUCAGACUUCAGGACAUCAUCCGCCACCACCGCCACCACCUGGGCCAGCACCUGUUCAUCCCCCUCCACCUUCUGCAACAGGAAAUCAAUCUCUUUCAACCUCUGGAACUCCAACAUCACAUCAAAAUGCACUUAAUUCAGCACAUCCGCCACCACCACCACCACCUCCACCACCACCACCACCACCACCACCAGCUCCAGUUCUUGGGUCAGGACAUCAUGUUGCUCCAGGACAAGGAUCGCAUCAUCUUCCUUCAGGGGCCCAUCAGCAUCAGCCUUUGAGUCACCAUCCCUCUCAUCAUGCUGCUCUGGGAUCUCAGCUUCCACCUGCAGGAUCAGGAUCUCAUCAUUCACUGCCAAGACAAGGCUCUCACCACCUGUCUCAAGGAGCAAAUAGUAUUGCAUCACUCGCAAGCCCAGGAUUCCAUCCACCAUCCCCCAAAGUGGUACCUCUUCCACAUACAGGUCAGGGACUUAAACAGAUGCCGGUAUUACCCCCACAAAUUUCUGUUCCCAGACCACAAUUACCACCAUCUUUCCAGCAAAACAAUUUUCACAGCUCAGGAUGGCAUUAAAAUGGGGCUGUGCUGACCCAUUUUGAACAUUAUUGUGUAAAAUAAGAUGUAAAUAUUUUAUGUAAUGUAUCUUUUAAAGAUACUACUUAAGACUUGUAAGUCAGACAUUGUAAUAAACUUAUCACCAGUGCUCAUCUUUACUUGUCUUUCACACAACUGUUUUUGAUUCUUAAAAGAAACGUUUUACUCCUGUUGGAGCUGUAUAUAUGUGUUUGUGAAGCCAGUGGGAAGAAAAACAUUUUUCAAAUUUUAUUUUGUAAGUAGACAUUCCAGCCAUCCUAACUGACGUUGUAGUGCACAGGUUGGCUCAAAAUUGUAAUUUAGUAAUUUUAUUGUUGCAUUUAAAAAUGCCUUUAUUGAAUGUUUUGUAUAAAUUUUUUUAUUCAAGUAUGUUAAACAUAACUGCACUUCUAAGGAGUGUUGGCACUCAUGCAAUUUACUUUUGCUCUUUCUGUUCAAUUCCCUUUCUGUAGCAAACAUUUUAUUUUCCUUUGUAUACUAUAAACAAUAGCAGAACAAUGCAAUAUAGGUUUUGAAGCAGUUGCGGUGUGAAACAUAGUUCUUUUACUUGAUUGGUUAUUUGUAGAAAAGUAAUUUAAUGUAUAGAUUAUUUCUAAUUUCUUCUGGCAGAUGUUAUGUAAAUAAUUGUGCAUUUACUUUUUCCAUGCUUGUAAAACCUGCCAAUGCUUCUCUCCCAUUUUUGAAUACUGUUGUACAUUCAAGUCCCUUUGCAAAUAUGUGUAUGUUCUCUGUGAGCUUAGUAUAACAAUUUUAAUUUUUUUAAGAUACAGUCACACUGCAGCACUGGUUGGGCAUUUUAAUCCAUGUUAAUAAAUCACAGUAAAUUGCAUUUUUUUUUACAAAUUAUAAAUAUAGACUGUUAGGAUUUUGUCUCGUAAUACAUAUAUUUUUUUUAAAGUAUGCUUAAAUGAUGUACAGUGAUUAUUUUGCAGGUGGCGGAGGAACAAAAAAUGAUUAGCUUUCGAGUAUAGAUGAACCCAGCAACCUUAGGAUGCUGCUCUGAGGUGCAUAGUUAAAAUUAUUUUGUUGUUUCUGCAACAUGCUGUUCAUAUUUACUGGUUUGUUAUAUUAGCUUGCAAUUGACUCAUUCAUUUUUAUUUGUUCCCUUGAUCUCAUCACUUAUUGCACAAAAUACCCACAAAUGGUUUUUAUGAGAAGUGGUAGAACACUGUCUCAGUGUCAAAUCUCUAUUAGACCAAAUAUCUCUAUAGUUUUUUUGCAGCUCCUUGCUGGUAAAUUACAUCGAUAAAGUUUAUGUUGCCAUCAUUUUCAUCCUUUUGUUUCUUUUCUCUUUCUCAUUAUUCUACAUUUUGGCUUAUAUUAUGCAAUUUGUCUCAGUAGUCUCUUGCAUCUCUUCAUUUUUGCCUCCCUUCAUCACUACAUAGAAUCCCUACAGUGUGAAAACAGGUUACCCAACAAGUCCACAUCAACUCUCGGAAGAACAUCCCACCCAGAACCCCGCCCCGGUACACUAUCCCUGUAAUCCUGCAUUUCCCAUGGCUAAUUUCACGUAACCUACAUAUCCCUGGACAGUAUAGGUAAUUUAGCAUGGCCAGUCCAUCUAACCUGCACAUCUUUGGACUGUGGGAGGAAACUGGUGGAAACCCAUGCAGACACAAGGAGAAUGUGCAAACUCUGAACAGACAGUCACCUGAAGUUAAAAUCGAAUCUGGGUCCCUGGCACUGUGAGGUAGCAGUGCUAACCACUGAGCCACCCUGCUUCUCUUGAUUUUCCUCACUGAUUUGUAAAGUUUCAAUCAGUAAAUAUUUCGGAACUCCUUCCAUAAAGGUUCUGCGAAUCUACCUACCCCAAGUCAACUGCAGUGAUUCAAGAAGGCAGUUCGCCACCUUAAGAGCAAGUAAGUAAGAUGAACAAUAAAUGCUGAUCCAGAAAUCAGCACUCACUUCACAUACGUGAACUUUUUAAAAAAAAGUCUGUGAAUUGUAUCUGUAUUUUUAGUGGCUUUUUGUGAAUUCUUUCAACCUGCUACUGUCAACCUUUGGAUUAUUACCCAGUGCUAAAGCUGGAGUCUUGCUAAACACCUCUACCCACCUUGGGCUGAAAAUGAUUGCUCAAGAAAAUACUUCUGUCUCUAUAUCCUCUUUAUUACAAAGAUUGCCCACUUCCACCAUUCAUAACCAGUAUUUUCAUUCUUGCCAUCUCAUAGUCAAACCUAAAACACACCAGAAUUGUCCUGGCUGACGUUAGUAGCUAUAUUACAUCCCAUACCAAGUCCUCACACCAUGUCUUUAAGAAAUUUAAGGAAUACGUGUUUAAAUUAAUGUAUAAUACUUAUGUGGACUUGGCUCUCCAUAUACUUGUAACUGUCACCUGCUGAAUUAACUGUUGCUCCCAGUUAUCUCGUAAUAAUUCCACCCCAAAAAGCAUUUGCAUUUCACUACAGAUAAUAAGAAAUCAUGCAAUUAUGGCAUGUUUUUUGCCACACAGAAACAAAAUCAGACAUGCAACCAAAAAAGACCUCCAAGACUACAGUCACUCAAAUGUGAGUGCAUAUGUAUUGUGACGUUUUACUCUGUAGACAGGGUGUAUUUUUAUGUUUUAAGAUAGUAAACUUGCUUUUAACUCAUUCUCAGAAUCUGUGCAGCUCGGUCGAGACCAUUAUUUUUGCCCAUCCCAAAUGGCCCUUGAAAGUAGUGGUGAGCUGCCAUCAUAAACCACUACUGUCCAUGUAAUAUAGCACUGUUAGGAAGGGAUGUAUGCAAGUCUGAGCACAAUGCAGGACAAUAUAAAAUAGCAGUUUGUAUGUCAGAUCUUUAAAAUUACACGCCUGUUUGGGAUCACAUAAGAGCGUUUGUAAAUCAGAGACUGCCCCCCCCUCCCCCCCAAUAGUAGGAUCAUAUUUGAAAUUGAAUGUUUAACACUUGUCAUUCAGUUUUUGAUUCCAUUUUAAGCAAGAAUUUGAAAUCAUUGCAGUUGGAUGUAACUUCGAUUUCAUUGCAGGUUUGAGAUAAACCAUAAAAAUGGUUUGUAAAUUUCAAAGCCUGUUAUAGCGAUUGCAUCAUAUGAAAAUAUACAUGUUCUUUAUUUGGAGUUCAUUUAUUGCUAUAGAAAAUGAUUGUUCCUGUGUCAUCAAAGAGGUCCUGCAGCAGUCAUCAGCUGCGUCAUCAAUGACCUUCCCUCCAUGAUAAAGUCAGCAGUGGAAUGUUCCUCCAUGAUAGCACAGCACAGCAAUGUUUGUAAUUGCUCAGACCAUAUCAACAUUCAGAUUUUGGCUACUAAGUGGCAAGUAACUGGCAUAUAAGUGCCAGAUAUUGACCAUCUUCAGCAGUAAUGACUAAAUUCCUUAUUGUAUUCACUGGCAUUAUGAUCACUGAAUUACCCAUUAUCAACUGCCAGGGAGUUACUAUUGACCAUGGGCAUCUAAUUAAAUCAGCCAUCAUAAAUGCUUUCUACAACAGACCACAGACUGGGAGUUCUGUGGGAAGUACUUCACUUGACUUAUGAAAGCUUAUCCAGCAUCUACAAAGCAGGAGAGUAAUGGAAUACACUGCACUUGCUGGAUGAAUGUAACUCCAACACCUCUCCAGAUGCUCAACACCACCUAGGAUAAAGCAGCCUGUUUUUUGGCACCCAUCCACCACCAGCAAACAAUGACACUGUGUGUACUACACGAUAUGCAUCACAGCAACUUGCCAAGGCUCCUACAACUAAUUUUGAACACUACUGAGAAGAACUGAGGCAAUAGACAAACGUGCAGGUUCCCCUCCAAGUUGCACAAUCUACUGUUGACCAUCUAGUGUAUCUUCAAUGUUGCUGGCUCAAGAUGUUGGAACUCCUUCAGGCAUACUUACACUACAUAGAAUAUAACAGUUCAGGAAGGUUCUCAUCACCACCUCAAGAGAAACCAGAGAUGGACUGCCAUCUUUUUUAAAUAUCACACUCAGCAAGAAAAGACCAUACCACCAGGAGCAAUUCAAUGUUUUUUAGUAGUGUUUAUUGAAGGAGAAAUAUUAGCCAAUACAUAGAAGCAGAAGUGGGCCAUUCAGCCUUUUAAACCCUACAUGCCACUUGAGUACAGCUCAAGUCCAUUUAAAUGUUCAUUCCAUAUCUUUACAUCAUAAAAAUGUCUCAGCUUUAACUUCAGUUAGUUAUUUUGUAGACAGAAUUUCCUGUUCUUCCUGACUACACCUAUGAUUUGAGAUUUUAAUGUUAUUCUGUAGUUUCCCAUGUUUUAGUGAUUUGUUUACCUGGAUCUGAACACUCUGCACAGAGAUAAAAUAUUAUGAAGUAUGAAGGACUAGGGAUUGUGGAAGAGCAAGGUGGAUGACGUCUUUGCUAGACAGUGAACUUCAUCUGUCACAGACACUUACUUGAUCAUUUUAGUCUAUGGCAAGACAAAUAUAAAGAUUAUUUUUCUUUUCUGUAGAAAGUCAAACACAGGUGUUAUAUGAUAGUCACUGAUAAAUCCAAAUGGGAGUUCAGGAGAAUUCUUUUAACCCAUAGAUUGCUAAGAAUUUGAAAUAUUGCUAGUGCAUUGAUUAGAAUAUAUUGUCUUAAAUGACAAAAAUGUACUAGAAAGAUGUGUUGAAAAGAAACGAACUGGAGUGGAGGAUAAAUGCCAGUUUAGACCAGUAGGGUUGAAUAUGAAUCUUAGAACCUGAUGUGUUCUUCAGUGUUUUUGUUUAAUUCAAAAUAUAAAGCUGGGUUCAGACAGAACAAAUGUAAUAGAAUUUAUUCACAGAGCAACGAAAUACACUACAGUUCUAUCACAGAUAUUGACAUAGUCUGGGCUCAAACUGGUUGACUAGUCUUGUUGGAUUAUGAAGUAUAGCAGCAGCUGAUACCUCCAUACAAGAACAUCACAUGGCAUGAUACCAUACUGACUCUUAAAGUUACAUGCCAUAUCACAACACGGCCCAGAGAAGGCUAAUGUAAUUGUUGUUCUUAUACAUCUUAGUGUAAUUUGCAAAUUUGAUAUAUUACUCUUUGUUUGUUUCUGUAAAGUCUAAAGCAAAUAAGAGAAACCGAAGAUACCAGGAGGUGAAUGGUUAUCCAUCAGUUAAUCAGAGAACAUUAUCCCAAUUGUAGAUUCCUUCUUCCCAAUCACCAAGCAAUGUUACAAAUUCCAUACGUCCUCCCCAUCAAUGCUGUUUGUUAAAUGUUCAUAAAGUAACUACAGCGGUCUAAGCGAAAUCCCUCUGCUUUUCUCUCAAUAACAUUUAAUACUUUUACAGGCAGGCUGGGCCAUCUCACCCAAACAAUAGUACUGGACAUUGUACUACUGUUUUAUAGUAAACUGAGCUUAGAUUUAUGGAAUUGAAGUGCAUUGUGAUGCAAGGCACAGUUUCUUAAUUUGGAGGAAAGAGUAUUAUUGAUCCAAGCUGAAAAUGAAUGAAUAGUCAUAAUGCAGUCCCAUUGCAUGCUCUACGUUGUAAACAACAUACAUAAAUUGUGGAAAACCACU